Messenger RNA from Fraxinus pennsylvanica, 591 nucleotides. Lineage: Eukaryota; Viridiplantae; Streptophyta; Magnoliopsida; Lamiales; Oleaceae. The record is from the annotation of a GenBank genome assembly.
AUGCAAAUAGCCGACUUUGUGGACCUGGCACCAAUUGCCAAGAAAAUGUCCAGUGAAUAUAGCCAUUCAGUAGUUCCUGUUUUCACAAAAAUCAAAACGGGAAGAGCAAUAGCUUUCCCAGGGGCUGCUAAGAGCGAAUUCGGAAGUUACUUUCGGUCAUCGGAAAAUAGCAAGUCAAGAAAGGAGUCGCUAGGAAAUGAGGGCGAUGAAAGAGUUUCACGGGAUUUAGUUAAGAUGAGAGUGCUAGAAGAAACUUCGAAGAGAGAAAGUUAUGAUGCAAAUAUGCUGCCACAAUGCAGAAAGACAACCAAUAGUGAUACAACCUUGGAAGGAUCAUUUGGUCCGAAACAUAAUUCAGUUGGGACGAGCAAGAUUGAUUCAAAUCUAGUCCAACCAAUUGAAACAAAGAGUAGAGAUUUGGACUUUUCCUUGCUGCGACUAAGGGGGAAUAUCAAAUAUGAUCAUCAGCCUCACUCUUCACGGUCUUCAUACAUGCAAAGCUAUGAACAUGUUUUUCUCUUCUUGUUUUCUUUAUUAAUAGUUUGUUUUAUUCGUGUGUUGCUGCGAAAACUUUAUUUGAUUUUGCAAUGA